AUGACCGAACAGAGGCGCGUGAUCGCGCGCGUCCUCUCGGAUGCGUCGGAUCAUCCCGACGUCGAGGGACUCUACCGGCGCGCGACCGAGAUCGACCCCCGCAUCAGCCUGGCGACGGUCUAUCGCACGGUCCGCCUCUUCGAGGAGUGCGGCCUGCUGGAACGCCAUGACUUCCGCGACGGGCGGUCGCGCUACGAAGAACACCCCGACGAGCACCACGACCAUCUGAUCGACCUGACGUCGGGCAAGGUGGUGGAAUUCCAGAACGAGGAGAUCGAGGCGCUUCAGGCCGCCGUCGCCAAGGCGCUCGGCUACAAGCUCGUGGAUCACCGGUUGGAGCUCUACGCUGUCCCGCUGGAAACACCCGAGGAUUGA
Molecule: messenger RNA, 375 nt
Organism: Geodia barretti
Lineage: Eukaryota; Metazoa; Porifera; Demospongiae; Tetractinellida; Geodiidae
Source: the annotation of a GenBank genome assembly